AUGGUUGUUUUUUCUACAAUGAUGUUCAAUUCAACUACUGGGGCUGUCACACAUGGUGUCCUUCCUGAUUCCCUGGCUUGCAGUUUUGGCAUGGUGAUGCUGGUGGUUGUUACGGGGCGCAAGGUAGUGCUGGAAAUAGAGGGUGACCACGUCAACAUCAAGCGAUGGGUGACCCCACUGGUGAACACAGGAGCAGUGGCAGAAUUCAAGGACCCUCACUUGGAAGCACCGGAUGAUUUGGUGCUGCGCUUGGCUCGCCUUGCCCUUUCCUGCACUCUGCCUGGGGCCUCCCGUCCCUCCAUGCUUCUAGUGCUGGCUGAGCUGGUGAAUCUGAAGCAGGAGUUGUUUGGGGUGCAGGUUAGCACGUGUGUUUCCAGCAUUGACACGGAAAUUGGAGGCUCUGAUGGCCCCGUUGACUUCAGUGCUGAGAUGGCCCGUGCGAUGCGAGAGGCUGUUAGUGGCGGCUCCUCAACUAUCAUGCCAUAA
Closterium sp. Yama58-4 is the source of this 486-nucleotide messenger RNA. The record is from the annotation of a GenBank genome assembly. NCBI's taxonomy places the organism in Eukaryota, Viridiplantae, Streptophyta, Zygnematophyceae, Desmidiales, Closteriaceae.